GAUAAAGCUGGAUGCCAGAACCUGGACGCGCCAACAUUUUUCUGGCGACUUGCCUGCUCAAGCCCCCGGCGUCGAGCAACAUCAUCCUUCGAGUUCGCCGCCCACGAUGGGCACCAAACCCUCAGGCGGAGGCCGCGGCGGCUCGACUCCCUUCGAUGCCGCCUCGGGUAGGCGAAAGGGUGCCUCUCCCGCUGCCAAUGGCCGGGGCGAUGCCUUGCAGCAGAAGCGGACAAAGCUGCACGCAGCGCGCAACGUCCCCGCGCAGCCCGCCGAUGCAGCGCUCAAGGAUGGCGAACUGGAUCUGCAAGCCUUCAUCGCCGCACGCGAGUUUGAAAUAAAGGCCUUGGAGCAGAGCAUGGCCACGUCUAAAGCCGUCAGCACAAGCCGCGCGUUCCAAAAGGUACCCCGCGGCCUGCGCCGGCGGACCGCGAGCCACAACCCGAAAAGGGUUCCCCGUCGACUCCGAGCUCGAGCGAAGAAGGAGAUGGCGGAGGAUAACACACCUGUUGUUGAGCCCAGGAAAAGGAAACCGAGGACUACCAAAGCACGAAUACGAGCCGAAACAGCCAAGCGCAUUGGCCUGCUGGCAGCGAGGCAACGUCGGGAGAAGCUGAAGCAGGCUGCGGACCCUUCACAACACGGCAAUACAGCCGAGACUCCAGGCGUCACGGGACGCAAGCCGAGACCUAAGAUACGGCGAAACCAAUUGAACGACCCGCCAAAGCCUCACGCCAAGUUUCGCAGGCGCCAGAUCAACAAGACCUGGCUCCCGACUCAUUUGUGGCAUGCGAAGAGAGCUCGAAUGACAGAGCCCAACAGUCCCCUUUGGCGGUUUGCGAUACCGCUGACCCCCAAUGAAAAGAUAUACCGGCCGACCCACCGAUCACAGGGCGAACGCGGCACAAUGCUUUGGGACAUGAGCUACAUGAGCACCAUCGGGCUGUACGGCAACAGUGCUGGCAUCGAAAGGGUGCUGAAAAGAGUCGGCUUACUGGAGGAAUCUUGUUGGAACGAGAAAGGCAGACGAUGGAGGCUGGGGACCAGAGCAUGGCGAGGCAUGCUCAGCAAAUCUGUGAGCGAUGGUCGACGCCAGAUUUGCCCAGCCAUCGUAGUGUGGAACCCCCAAACCCCGGGGCCCAGCGACGACGAGGGCUCAAAGAGGAAUCAAAGGCAGAUUUUCCUCAGGGUCCAUCCGUCGGCAUUCCUGGAGCUCUUCAACGAACUCUUGCGGCUCACCAAGAUGGAGAAUCCACGGCUAUAUAUCGAAGACCUCCGCUUCGAGAUCGGGAGCAUCGAGCUGACCGGCCCGGCAUCAACCGAAGCGUUGCUGGCGGUUUUAACCCCUUACUGCACCAGACAGAGUCCUAAAUCAGCUCACGGAACACUUUUCGAGUCCUUGAAGGGAUUAACAAACCCUGCCACUCUCCCUGCGAAUGCGCUUCUGAAUUUUUCUAUACAAGAUCCGCGACUACGAUACCCACCAAGGAAACUUCAAGUUCCCACAGACAGCCAGGCGCAAACAGACGUUCUUAAGAUAGUGGCGAACUGGCCGGCAGAUACAGGGCUCGAGCCUUCGGCCCUCUUCGACCGCGAUGCCCGACACACGGCAUCAAAUCUCCCAUCACAAAAAUCGAUCAACAGGCGGAAGGGCAAUGCGGCCGGUGGUUCUUUCUUGAAGCCCACAACGAGGGACCCUCCCAUUCCCGUCAUCCUCGUGGCGUCCCGGUCACUCUCGCCUACUCACACGCAGGGUACUUGGACUCUUCUCGCACCUUGGAAAUGCAUACUUCCACUGUGGUAUGGCUUGGUGCACGUACCCCUCGUAUCGGGUCUGAACCCUCGAUUCGGAGGUCUGCAUGAGGCUAUGCAGGUGGCGUUCGAGCGUGGGCUGCCUUGGUUUCCUGCCGAGUACAUUGCAACGGAUUCCGGCGUGGAGUGGGAGCUUGCGCAGCGCCAGAAGAGGAAGAGGGAAUGGGAAAGACGCCCAAAAAGCAAGAGAACGGAAUGGACAUCGCUCAACUUGGGCGCAGGAAGAAAAGGCGAGGUGGGAGACGGCUUGGCCUGCGACUUUGAGGUGCUCUUCGGCCUCUCCAAGGCACGGAGCGAAGACUCCACCUUGUCAGAAGGAGGCAUUGUGGAUGGCGACGCCAUGGAUAUUGACCGAGACAAGCCAGUGGUAUCGCACAACGACAAAGAGACGCACCCUCUCAAGCUCUUGCGACACGUGAGCAGGACAUCGUUCGAUGCCCUGAUCGCAUCACCCAUGACCUCCAUGGACACGUCAAACGCUAUCAUCAACGUCAGGCUAUCUCUUGUCGCCCGUGGAGUUGUCUCAACCUGCGCCAGGAUAUACCGACUUCCGUCAACGGCAUCCAAUGUUGCCAGUUCUGCCACAGCAGAAGUACCAUCGACGGUCCCGCCGAACGAUUCACACGUAGCCGCCCUUCCGCACGACCUACGGAAGCAAUGGCUUGCUCUCGCCGAUGUACCCUCUUUGAAAAGGAAAAAGGGUUCGAAACGGCCGUGGCCCUCGGAUAUGGAAGCCCGAAAGCGAGCCCUCGCGGAAGAACUCAUUAGGCCAUAUACGCCAUACCCCUCGGAGCCACCGAACCUACGCGAUGUUGGCGGCCACCCGCUGGUACCAGACGCAAAGGACCUGAUAGGGUUCGUUACUGCGGGAUCGUACUGCCUCACAGACGGCCGAGGUGCCGCCAUGGGCAGCCUAACCGCCGGCAAGGUGCUGGCGGAUGUAAGAGACUACGGAAAGGAAGGAAGGCUUUGCAUUGUAAGGAAUGCCGGCGAGAAUGUCGGCUGGAUCGCGCGGUGGGAUUUGCUGUAGCCCAUGCUUGAUAGCAAUGAUACCCCGUUUCCACGCAU
Messenger RNA from Purpureocillium takamizusanense, 2877 nucleotides. Its product is annotated as Ribonuclease P. Gene Ontology annotation, cellular component: ribonuclease MRP complex; nucleolar ribonuclease P complex. Bases 107 to 2839 code for a protein of 910 amino acids. The transcript has a single exon. The record is from RefSeq and is a predicted model, not a curated record. Gene Ontology annotation, biological process: tRNA 5'-leader removal. Lineage: Eukaryota; Fungi; Ascomycota; Sordariomycetes; Hypocreales; Ophiocordycipitaceae.